This is a messenger RNA of Mesocricetus auratus (golden hamster), 6255 nucleotides long. RefSeq names its product BCL2 associated transcription factor 1 (gene Bclaf1). Lineage: Eukaryota; Metazoa; Chordata; Mammalia; Rodentia; Cricetidae. Gene Ontology annotation, cellular component: mediator complex. Gene Ontology annotation, biological process: positive regulation of transcription by RNA polymerase II. Gene Ontology annotation, molecular function: transcription coregulator activity; DNA binding. The transcript has 13 exons. Bases 218 to 2980 code for a protein of 920 amino acids. The record is from RefSeq and is a predicted model, not a curated record.
GGCCACGCCCCAAGUCGGAAGUGACGGAGCCGAGCUAGCGCGUCGAGGCUGCCUCUAUGGUUUUGCCUCUCCGGCUGGAGUCGGGAAAUGGCCGCUGUGUAGUUACGACGGAGAGAAGUCCCGAGAGCCGUGCCUCGGCGUGUCAGGAAGAAUCUUGGCAGUAUCUUAAAGGCAUCACUGACUUCCGGAUCCUGCAUAAAGCAAAAGGAGAGAAGAAAUGGGCCGCUCCAAUUCUAGAUCACAUUCUUCAAGAUCAAAGUCUAGAUCACAAUCUAGUUCUAGAUCAAGAUCAAGAUCACAUUCUAGAAAGAAGAGAUACAGUUCUAGGUCUCGUUCCAGGACAUAUUCAAGGUCUCGUAGUAGAGAUCGUAUUUAUUCUAGAGAUUAUCGUCGAGAUUACAGGAAUAAUAGAGGAAUGAGACGGCCUUAUGGGUACAGAGGACGGGGUAGAGGGUAUUAUCAAGGAGGAGGAGGUAGAUACCAUCGUGGUGGCUAUAGACCUGUCUGGAAUAGAAGGCAUUCUAGGAGUCCUAGACGAGGUCGGUCACGUUCCAGGAGUCCAAAAAGAAGAUCUGUUUCUUCUCAAAGAUCCCGAAGCAGAUCCCGACGAUCAUACAGAUCCUCUAGGUCUCCAAGAUCAUCAUCAUCGCGUUCUUCAUCCCCAUAUAGCAAGUCUCCUGUCUCUAAAAGACGAGGUUCUCAGGAAAAACAAACCAAAAAAGCUGAAGGGGAACCCCAAGAAGAGAGUCCUUUGAAAAGCAAAUCCCAGGAGGAACCAAAGGAUACAUUUGAACAUGACCCAUCUGAGUCUAUUGAUGAGUUUAAUAAGUCUGCCACAUCUGGUGAUAUCUGGCCUGGCCUUUCAGCUUAUGAUAAUAGUCCGAGAUCACCUCAUAGUCCUUCACCUAUUGCUACACCACCCAGUCAGAGUUCCUCUUGCUCAGAUGCCCCCAUGCUUAGUACAGUCCACUCUGCCAAAAAUACCCCUUCUCAGCAUUCACAUUCCAUUCAACACAGUCCCGAAAGGUCUGGAUCUGGUUCUGUUGGAAAUGGGUCUAGUCGAUACAGUCCUUCCCAGAAUAGUCCUAUUCAUCAUAUUCCUUCGAGAAGAAGCCCUGCAAAGACAGUCGCACCACAGAACGCUCCAAGAGAGGAAUCUAGGGGGCGGUCCUCUUUUUAUCCUGAUGGAGGAGAUCAGGAAACAACAAAGACAGGAAAGUUUUUAAAAAGGUUCACAGAUGAAGAGUCUAGAGUAUUCCUGCUUGAUAGGGGUAAUCCCAGGGAUAAAGAGACUCCCAAGGAGAAAGGAUCAGAGAAAGGCAGGGCAGAGGGAGAUUGGGAAGACCAGGAAGUUCUAGAUUACUUCAGUGAUAAAGAGUCUGGCAAACAGAAGUUUAAUGAUUCAGAAGGGGAUGACACAGAGGAGACAGAGGAUUAUAGACAAUUCAGGAAAUCGGUCCUGGCAGACCAGGGGAAAAGCUUUGCUGCUUCAUCUCACCGGAACACUGAGGAGGAAGGACCCAAAUACAAGUCCAAAGUUUCACUAAAAGGCAAUAGAGAAAGUGAUGGAUUUAGAGAAGAAAAAAGUUACAAACUGAAAGAGACUGGAUACAUAGUGGAAAGGCCUAGCACUGCAAAAGAUAAGCACAAGGAAGAGGAGAAAGGUUCUGAAAGAAUAACAGUAAAGAAAGAAACACAGUCACCUGAGCAGGUAAAGUCUGAAAAGCUCAAAGACCUCUUUGAUUACAGUCCCCCUCUACACAAGAAUCUAGAUGCACGAGAAAAGUCUAUCUUCAGAGAGGAGAGCCCGCUUAGGAUCAAAAUGAUAGCCAGUGAUUCUCAUCGUCCUGAAGUCAAACUUAAAAUGGCACCUGUUCCUCUUGAUGAUUCUAACAGGCCAGCCUCCUUGACUAAAGACAGGCUGCUUGCUAGUACGCUUGUCCAUUCUGUCAAGAAGGAGCAAGAAUUCCGAUCCAUCUUUGACCACAUUAAGUUGCCUCAGGCCAGCAAAAGCACUUCAGAGUCAUUUAUACAACACAUUGUAUCCUUGGUUCAUCACGUUAAAGAGCAAUACUUCAAAUCACCUGCAGUGACCCUAAACGAGCGGUUCACUUCAUACCAGAAAGCCACUGAAGAGCAUAGUACCCGGCAAAAGAGCCCUGAGAUACACAGGAGGAUUGACAUCUCUCCAAGUGCUCUGAGGAAACAUACCCGUUUAGCAGGGGAAGAGAGAGUUUUUAAAGAAGAAAAUCAGAAGGGGGAUAAAAAAUUAAGGUGUGAUUCAGCUGAUCUUCGGCAUGACAUUGAUCGCCGCCGUAAAGAAAGAAGUAAAGAACGGGGGGAUUCCAAGGGCUCCAGGGAAUCUAGUGGAUCAAGAAAGCAAGACAAAACUCCAAAAGAUUACAAGGAAUACAAAUCUUACAAAGAUGACAGCAAACAUAAGGGUAGAGAGCAAGACCAUUCUCGAUCGUCAUCCUCUUCAGCAUCACCUUCCUCACCGAGUUCUCGAGAAGAAAAAGAGAGUAAGAAAGAAAGAGAAGAAGACUUUAAAGCUCAUCAUGAGAUGAAAGACUACUCGGGAUUUGUAGGAGUUAGCAGACCUCGGGGAACCUUUUUUCGAAUUAGAGGCAGAGGAAGAGCCAGAGGAGUUUUUGCUGGGACAAAUACUGGUCCAAACAACUCAAAUACCACUUUUCAAAAGAGACCGAAGGAAGAGGAAUGGGAUCCAGAAUAUACCCCAAAGAGCAAGAAGUACUUCUUGCAUGAUGACAGAGAUGAUGGUGUGGAUUAUUGGGCCAAAAGAGGAAGAGGUCGUGGUACUUUUCAACGUGGCAGAGGGCGCUUUAAUUUCAAAAAAUCAGGUAGCAGUCCAAAGUGGACUCAUGACAAAUACCAAGGGGAUGGGAUUGUUGAAGAUGAAGAAGAGACCAUGGAAAAUAGUGAAGAAAAGAAGGACAGACGCAAAGAAGAAAAGGAAUAGUCUCAAGAUUGCAACAGAGAGCAGAACUUGGCACUCAAUUUUUUUAAACCUGAUUUUUGUUUUCAAAUAAGAAUGUAAACAUUUUACUUAAAAUUUACUGUUUGCAAGUAGUCUAUAGAAAUUUUGUUUUAAGUUUUCAGAUACCUUGGGAAAAAAAUAGUAGACUGUAUGUUGAAAAUUGUAUUGAAAUAAAGUAGAAAAUGUUCCGUACCAUAUUUGUAACUAUCAACUUUUAAAACCUUUGACUGUUUUUGUUAAUGCAUUGUAUUCUGCUUUGUCUAUAAGAAAUGGUCAAGUCCAGCUAUGUGACAGCUCUGAUUCUCUUGACUUCCUGAUUGUUAAUGUUUGGUUCAUAAGUACACGUUAGCGCUACACAAAUCCACACAAACCUUCCUUCCACCAAGAGUUGUUUAUAGUGACCACACUAAUUAUUUAACUAUACACUUCUGUUUAACAUCUUUUUUCAUUUGAACACUACGUUGUAGUGUGACCAAUUUUUGAAAGUACCACGAAAGUUGCUAUUCUGGUAAACUAAAAAUAGUCUCACACUUCAGCAAAUAUAUAAGGACAAUAGCUUUGUUAAUAGCUAGAAACUACAAAUUAUUAAAAGUUAGAAAGCUUUGAGAAAUUGGUAUUUUUGCUGAAAGCAAACAGUGGCGUGUAGUCAUUUUAAGAUUCUUUCCUGUAUGAAUUAAAAAUUCAAUAUUCUCUUCCAUUCUCAUUUGAUAGUUUGAGUCAUGGUCUUAGAUAUCUGCUACCUAAAAGAGAAACUGUGGUUUGUACUAUUAGAGUAAGUACAAAUUCUAAGUCCACAGACCUGGUUGUAUUUUUUUAAAGAACAAAACAGCAAAACUUGGGAGUCCUAUUCAUUUGGAGCUUUCUCCUGAAGUAUAAUUUGAUAUAAUUAGUCAUUAAAUACCUGAUUGCAAAGCAUACAUAGUUAUUGGAGACUCUGAACAGCUGUAGAUUAGUUCAUAAUUUAACCAUGUAAUUACAGAUCCAAUGUGCUGUUUAGUAGUUAGUUUUAAUAUUAUCAAUAAACAUUUUGGCAGGAAGCUUGUAGCAUUGAUCUAACUGCCCACCUUCCUUACUUUAAUUUAAGUUUAUAAAAUGGCCUUUUUCUUUUCAAGUAGUCUGUCUGCCUUACCUAAAGAGGUAGAUACUCUUCUUUGCUAUUUAUUAUUAGCUCUUGGAGGAAUAAAGUUCACGCUAAGGCUGACUUACUCCUAAACAUGUAAGACUAGCCAUUGUAUCAGAUUAGUUGUAUAUUUUUGCAUUUAAAGGGAAAAAUGCUUAUUCUAUUACUGUAAACAUUUAAAGCUUGCAAGUGUAUGGCUGUUUCAUUCUGUUUUGAUGAUUUACAAUGUGUCUUAGACGUUGAAUAGCUAGUGACAUUCGCAAAGAGCUGUUGGCAGCAAAAUUAAACUAAAGCCCAAAAGUUAACAUGUGAUGUUUAUCUUUUUUAAAAAAAUGGUUUUGCCUUUGGCCAGUUAUCUUUAUUUUGAAAGUCUUAAUUGUUAAAUAUGUCUAAAGUGCAAUUUUUUUUUGUUGCAGCUAAGCAAUAGCAGCAUUUUUAAAAACAGACCUUAGAAAAUGUUUAGAACAGUUGAAAAAAAUUACAAUAAAAAUUACAAUGUGAUCUAGAUACAUUUUUUCUUCAGGGUGACUCAGACAUUGCAUCUGGCACAGCUUUGGAGAAAUUACCAACACACACACAUACAAAAACAUUCUUUUGCUCCCAGGGCUGUCAAACCAAGGCUUCUUGCUCUUGGGUUCUGCAUGGUGCUGAUAUCUGGGUCCCAGCUAAUAUCUUGCUGUCAUCAAUAGCAGUGGAACACCAGUUGGUGAUUCUUGUUUAAAGUCUCAGUAUCAGUAACUGAACAGAUUGUCCACCACAUCUGGUCUUACAAAUACCACCCUUCAUUACUUUAGUCUGAAUCUUCCCAUCAGAGGCUAAUUCUUGGUGGCUCAGGAUAUACUUCUCACACUUGACUGGCUCCUUUUCAUUUGCAGCAGAUACUGUGAUGGAGGUGAGGUACAUGGGACUGCAUGACGGUCUCAGUUUGCACAUUGGGGGUAGACUUAUGACCCACCCAUCUGCUCCUUGCAGAGUGGGAUCUUCUGCCAUUUCAUUGUUUCUGUCAACAUGCCUUGCAACCUGGGUUCUUAUCUGCGCUUGUCAGCAAACUGUUGCUGAUGCUUCUGAUUGUGCCUCUCAAGCUCCUGUUGCAGAUUAUCUUCUUCAUAGAUCGUGGUUGUUUUCUCCAAAAUCUCAGUCUUGCACUCCAAAGUUUUGUUCUUCUCCAGUCCUUCUGUUUCUGAUUUCUGUCCUUUUCCAUUUAGUUUUUCCUGAGACAUGUUUAUCUUAAGAUUCUCACCCAGUGUUGCCUGAUUUCUCCCAUUAAUUGUCUGUCUGAAAUUGUUUAGUAAAUCAGAAAAUAUCUGGAAUACAACUUUAUUGCAUCAAUCUGGACAUAAUUAGUACCAUCCUGUUCAGAUUAAUACCUAAAUAUAAAAGCAAUAUGUAUUCAGUCCCCUAACAACUUUCAUAUCAUUCUGUUUCAUAUGAAUACAUUAACUUUUAACAGGUUUUUGGUUAUACACUGAAUCUUGACAUGUUUACUUUUUCUACACCAGAAAAGUAGAUUCACUGAAAAAUAACUUAGUAGGGAGUAACAGGUUAUAUUUUAAAUGCGAAUGCAAUGCUGUAACCUUUGGUUCCUACUACAGUGUAGGAAAGUGUGAUGGUAAGCGCUCUUCAGUAAAACACCACUGUGAAUCUUCUCUCUCAGAGCCAAACAUAACGCAGCCUUUGUGUAGUUUUUAAGAUCACUAGUUUCACAUUUCAUGACAUUAUAAAAGUUGAAUGGUUCCUCUUGGUAAAGCUGCUUGAUUUUAAGUGCCAGGAAAGUAGCUGUUAAACGUUAUACUUCCUUUGCCCAGAGAAAAGAAAUAAAAUGAACCAAAGGAUUUUUCCAGAAAAAGCAGUUUCAGAAGGCCAUGACUCAAUUCUUAGGUGUGUAUGCUUUUCAGCAUCUUAGGGAUUUUAAGAAAAAGCGACGUCUUUUCCAGUUGCACUCUGUUUCUAGGAAUUAUUAUUGUUCCUUUUUGUCACCAUUAAAAUCAGUGUUGGGAAUUAAAUUAUGAUUUGAGGGAAAAUUGUUACCCCAUGAGAAUGGAUGUAGAUGGCUGAAGGAUUCUUACUCAGUGUGGUGUAUAUUUCAACAGGGACCCUUGUAAGUUGUCAUAUGCCAAUAAAAUGUCCUAAGUGGUAA